AUGGGCCUAGUUACAGGCUCAGAGGUCUACUUGCAGAGAGAACUGGUCUGUCAAGAUGACACUAUCAAGCUUCGAUAUGGAGAGAAACCAGAGGACUGCCCUUACCUGUGGGCUCAUAUGAAGACAUACACAGAGAUUACAGCCAAGGUCUUCUCUGGUAUAUGCCUGGUCAACUGCCUGUCUACCCCUCUGCAUGUGGCUGAGGCGAUGCUUGCAGCAGCCAGAGCUGUCAGGCCUGACCUCUAUGUGAUAGCUGAUAUCUUAACCGGCAUUGAAUCAUUUGACAAUGUCUUUGUAAAUCACCUGGGAAUCACCAGUUUAGUGCAAGAUGCUGUGGGUGCCACAGACAGUCAGGCGGAAAGGGGCUGGCUGCCCAGGUUUGGCAGGGAGCCUGUAGGGGCUUUUGUACAGCCCAGCCUUCAGCCUCUGAUCCCAGCUGUCACUCACACCAUGUUUGUGGACAUCAGCCCGAACAAUCACAGUGCCAUCCAGAAGUGUUCAGUGUACGACUUCUUGCCCAGAUCUACCCUGGUGUCAAUGACCUGCGGUGCUACAGGCAGCACCAGAGGAUAUGAUGAGUUGCUUCUUCAUCAGGUACGAUCAAAUGCAUGUUAAGGCUUGAGGGAGGCUCCUCAGUACAGCUGCUGGAACUCUGAGGCCCAAACAUCUGACCAGGUCAACCUGCAGACUGGGAUUCUGGCUGGGAAGCUGGCACUGAACAUGCUUCACAAGGAGCUAGCUUCUGAGGGCUUUACUCAGGUGUAUGUGGAGCAGUUGGAUGAGGACGUGGUUGCAGUGACCAGACACUGUCCCAGCAAUCACCAGUCUGUGGUGGCUGUGCUGCGAAGGGCGAUCGAGAAUCCAGAAACACACCGUUAUACAAAUGAUGUUCCACCUUUGUUCAUACCAGGUCAUAUUGAAGAGGUGGUGUUGGAGGCUCUGGCCAUUGAGAGGAGUACCAACUCCAACAAAAAAGAUGACACAAACAUCAAUGGCUUGCCGGAGUGCACUGUAGAGAUCAAAGAAAGAAUCCAGCUGAAGGACAGUAAGGUGGUGAAAAAGGCAGUUAUGGUGUCAAAACACAACAGUGUUGCUCAGGAGAUAGUGUUUGAGAAGUUCACACCAGGCAGCAUCAUCAUCUUCAGGGUGACUCUAGAGCCCAGGUCCCAGGAUCAGCUGUGGGCGCUUAGACACCAUCUGAUCCAGUUUAGUCUUCAGUACCAGACUGGCUGCGUGGCUGAACAAAGUACACCACCUAUUCUCAACAAGCCGCUGAAGAUCAUCAUGUCCAAGCUGACCCUAGCGGACAUGAACGUGCUGCUGUACCGCUGUGAUGCCGAGGAGCGAGAGGAUGGGGGAGGAUGCUACAGUAUUCCUUCAUGGUUACCUCUCAACUAUGGAGGCCUGCAAGGGCUGAUGGCAGUGAUGGCAGAGAUACGUCCCAAGAAUGAUCUUGGUCAUCCGCUCUGUGAUAACCUGAGGCAGGGAGACUGGAUGAUGGACUAUGUCUCCAACAGACUCGUUGCCAAGGGUGGAGCUGUUGGAGAGGUGGGCCACUGGUUCCAGGCCAUGUUUGGAUACCUGAAACACAUUCCCCGCUACCUGGUGCCUUGCUACUUUGACUCGAUCAUCGAGGGAGCCUACACAACUGCUGUGGAGGCUGUUUUCAACCAAAUGUCAAGCUUUGUGCAGAAUGGUUCCAGCCUGGUUAAACUACUGGCACUGGGUUCGGUGCAGAUGUGUAGUGUGGGUCACAGCUGGACACUGUCCACAAACUCUCCUCACCUUAAAGAUGUCCCAAACCAUCUUAGUGAAGUCACUAAUCAAGAAGAGCAGUGCUUUGUGUCACUGGCAGCAGGUCUUCCUCACUUUUGUGCUGGGGCAUUCCGAUGUUGGGGCCGUGACACUUUCAUUUCCCUGAGAGGACUGCUGUUGCUCACUGGCAGACAUCUGGAAGCUCGGAACAUCAUCUUGGUAUUUGCCGGGACAUUGCAUCAUGGCCUGAUCCCUAACCUGCUGGGCCAGGGUUGCAGUGUGCGUUACAACUGCAGGGAUGCUGUGUGGUGGUGGCUGCAGUGUAUUCAGGAGUACUGCACACUUGUACAAGACGGUCUCUCCAUCCUCAAGUGUCCUGUCCAAAGGAUGUACCCCACUAAUGUGUCUCAGCCUACUGGAGCCUUGGAUCAGCCACUGUAUGAUGUGAUCCAAGAGGCCAUGCAGAGGCACAUGCAGGGUAUCCUGUUCAGAGAGACCAAUGCUGGGCCACAGCUGGAUAGCAAUAUGACUGAUGAAGGAUUUAAUGUAGAGGUCGGAGUAGACCAGACCACUGGUUUCAUUUAUGGAGGAAAUCGCUUCAACUGUGGAACUUGGAUGGACAAGAUGGGUGAGAGUGAGAAGGCGCACAACAAGGGAAUACCUGCUACACCCAGGGAUGGCUCAGCAGUAGAGAUAGUGGGCCUGUGUAAAUCUACUGUACGCUGGAUUGUGAAGCUCUACAACAAUGGCCACUUCCCCUAUGCAGCAGUCAACAUACACAGAGAAGGUAUAAUCACAUACACUUCAUAACAGGGUGUUUUAUAGGGCUGAUAACAGACUGGCUAAAAUACACUUUUUACAACACAAACCAUACACACACAAACACAUAU
Messenger RNA from Anarrhichthys ocellatus (wolf-eel), 2645 nucleotides. RefSeq names its product glycogen debranching enzyme-like. NCBI's taxonomy places the organism in Eukaryota, Metazoa, Chordata, Actinopteri, Perciformes, Anarhichadidae. The record is from RefSeq and is a predicted model, not a curated record. Gene Ontology annotation, molecular function: amylo-alpha-1,6-glucosidase activity; 4-alpha-glucanotransferase activity. The transcript has 19 exons. Gene Ontology annotation, biological process: glycogen catabolic process.